This is a messenger RNA of Dissoconium aciculare CBS 342.82, 1808 nucleotides long. RefSeq lists its product as uncharacterized. The coding region runs from base 162 to 1697 and encodes 511 amino acids. NCBI's taxonomy places the organism in Eukaryota, Fungi, Ascomycota, Dothideomycetes, Mycosphaerellales, Dissoconiaceae. The record is from RefSeq and is a predicted model, not a curated record. The transcript has a single exon.
CUGCCGGUCACUGGCGUUUGUCAAAAGGGAUCUCUCCAAGUUUCAUGUUGCACAAGCGCCGGCGUUGAGAAAAAUCCGCAUGAAAGCACAGAUAGCCAGGAAUUCGCAGCGACAACAUGGUAAAAUCAGAGUUUUGAAUCUGUUGACAACACCUUGUCGUCAUGGCCUCCGACAACAUCAUUAGACUAGCGAAGUCGUGUCAAAAGAUAUUCACUGACACGCUCACCCAGGUUUCGGAGCCCACCCACCUCGAGGGCUGGCUCGAAGCGCAAGCCUCACGUCUUCGGAUUUGGACUAACACUCUGGGGGUCUUUGCGGAGAGCGAAUUGUCCAUCGCUCACAGAUUGUCCAACAAUACUUCCGAUGCCAACACGAUUGCCCAGUUCCUCGAUGCUCUCGAGUAUAACCUCGAGUUGCUACAAAGCACGGUUUUGGGGACAGAGCUACCGGCGGCCGCGGCGCAAGAGAGCGACGGAGAGUUUAGUGACGUUAGUGCAGAGUCAAUACCGAGCGAUGACGAUCGUAUGAUUACUCGUCAGAAGGAUCGUAUCGAAGGCGGUCUGCGCCGCCUGACGUUUGUCGCAAAUAAGAUACGCCUCCAAGAAAUAGAGCAAGAUUUGAAAAAGGUAGCGGAAUUUCAACCCCUUGGGACGGAUGGAGCACCGCUUGAAAACAAAUUUCAGAGGUUCAUUGCCGCCACACUCCAUUGGGCAUUUGGACCUGCUCAGAAUUUUGGGAAGACUGGGCUGCCGGCGUCCGCGCAGUCACGUGAACCCAACGACCCAGACCGCGAGAUUGAGCACUAUCGUAUUCCUGAGUAUCUACGAGAGCGGGUUGGGAGGACAAUGCUGGAUAGAUGGCGGCGUAUUUCGUAUCAGCGUCACCAUUCUAAUGGCUUAGCCAGGGCUAUGAAUUCCUCAGCGACUGGCAAUACUCCAUCUUUAGUCGACCCACAAAUACAUCCCAACGACGACAGAAUGAUGAGUAAUGAUUCAUAUGGAAAGAACCCAAAGAUCUCAAUUCGAGAUCCUGAAACGAGCGCUCCUGAGCUCAUUGCAGAUGACGUUCUGCCGAAGGAAUCUGGAAAUUCGCAGAAAGCCGUCUUAAAUUCAGUACGAGAUGGGACUCUGUGCUAUCCAGUGUUGCCUAGGGUAAAUCCUGGCACGGAGUCCUUCUCGUGCACGAUUUGCGGAUCACUCAAACCUGCCAGACUUCUUCAGCGCCUUGAAUGGCAUGCGCAUGUGAUGCAAGAUAUGUCACCGUAUUUUUGCAUCCACGUAGAUUGCCCAGAGCCACAAGUAACCUAUCAAACCAUCGAGGCGUGGCUGAGACAUUGCAGAAGAGCCCAUGCACGGUAUUGCUGGACGUGUAACGCGUGCCCACAAGAAGUGCCGAAUCAAUUCGAGGACCCAGACGAGUUCUCACGGCAUUUCAAAGAGCAACAUGCUGAUCACAACGCAUUCAAAUCACAGCAUGCUGAUCUCGAGAGGGUCACAGAGGCGCUGAUUGAAUUUACUCGUCAGCUCAUCUUGGAAAAGAUCCCUCGCUGUCUCUUCUGCGGCUUCGAACCAGAGAAUGACCAGGGGGGGUCAAAUGAAGCCGUGAUGAACCACAUGGCAAAGCAGCACAUGCAUGGUUUGGCGCUUGCCUCAAUGCCUUGGGACAUUCCGAGAGCUGAGGAAGUUAGUAAAGAAUAGAUGACAGGCCAGAUUUAAGCCGACGUUGUCGUUGCGAGAAAUGUGAUCAUGAAAGGCAAAGAUCUUGCACUUGAAUACGCCCCUCCCGAUCAAAGAGGAGGGUUAGACUUG